Erythranthe guttata (spotted monkey flower) is the source of this 1734-nucleotide messenger RNA. Its product is annotated as phosphoribosylformylglycinamidine cyclo-ligase, chloroplastic. The record is from RefSeq and is a predicted model, not a curated record. NCBI's taxonomy places the organism in Eukaryota, Viridiplantae, Streptophyta, Magnoliopsida, Lamiales, Phrymaceae. Gene Ontology annotation, cellular component: cytosol. Gene Ontology annotation, biological process: adenine biosynthetic process; 'de novo' IMP biosynthetic process. Gene Ontology annotation, molecular function: phosphoribosylamine-glycine ligase activity; phosphoribosylformylglycinamidine cyclo-ligase activity.
AAAUAGCCCAAUUUGACGUGCUAACGUUAAGUGAGCCGUUUAUAAUUAACAGAGAAAGUAACGGGCCGAGCUAAAAAGUACCACAGCCCAAACGGAGAAACAAAACAGAAAAUAAAAUUGAAAAGGGAAAGCAACAGAGCUCAAAUACAACACCCAUCGCUCCGCCGCUCUCCUCCGCAGAGCGCCGUCCGUCACUGUAAGCCUCUUCUUCCUGUCGACACUUGUUGAAAAUCAUCAACUGAAACUUUUGGGUUUUUGUUGAUAAAUUUGAAGAAAAAAAAGCAUGAAUACGUGUUGCAGAGCAAAUACAGAACUAUCCAAUUGUCUGACUAAUAACCUGGAUUUGCUCAAAAUUAGUAAGGGUAAUUUAACCAAAGGUUUCUUACCGUUUUUGCCGAAGAAUUGCAAAAAAGAAUUCCUGAAUAGAAGAGGAACCAGAAGAGAAAGUGUAGUACUUUCAGCAUCAAGUAGUGGUACUAAAAACCAUGUAGAAACUUCUGGCGGAGAUAAAGGUGAGGUACUUACGUACAAGGAUGCGGGUGUUGACAUUGAUGCUGGUUCAGAACUCGUUCGGAGAAUAGCAAAGAUGGCUCCUGGAAUUGGCGGUUUUGGAGGACUUUUCCCUUUGGGGGAUUCGUAUCUGGUGGCUGGUACAGACGGAGUGGGUACCAAACUUAAGCUGGCUUUCGAGACUGGAAUCCACGAGACCAUUGGCAUUGAUUUGGUUGCAAUGAGUGUUAACGAUAUUAUCACUUCUGGAGCGAAGCCCUUGUUUUUCCUUGAUUACUUCGCCACUAGCCAUCUUGAUGUUGAUCUUGCAGAAAAGGUUAUCAAAGGCAUAGUCGAUGGCUGCCAACAAUCCGAUUGCACCCUUCUAGGUGGAGAGACUGCAGAGAUGCCCGAUUUUUAUGCCGAUGGCGAGUAUGAUUUGAGCGGUUUCGCUGUGGGAAUCGUGAAAAAGGAAUCUGUUAUUGAUGGGAAAAAUAUCGAUGUCGGUGAUGUCAUCAUUGGUCUUCCAUCCAGUGGAGUACAUUCAAAUGGAUUCUCUCUUGUCAGAAGGGUUCUCGCGCGAAGUGGCCUUUCGCUGAAAGACAAUCUUCUCGAUUCAUCUGUUACGCUAGGUGAAGCUCUGAUGGCACCCACUGUUAUAUAUGUUAAGCAGGUUCUUGAAAUCAUUAGCAAAGGCGGUGUGAAAGGAAUUGCUCAUAUCACAGGUGGCGGUUUUACUGAUAAUAUACCUCGAGUGUUUCCAGAUGGCCUUGGAGCUCUCAUAUACAACGACUCUUGGGCAGUUCCUCCCGUUUUCAAAUGGAUUCAAGAGGCUGGGAAUAUAGAAGAUGCUGAAAUGAAACGAACUUUCAAUAUGGGGAUUGGAAUGGUGGUGGUGAUGAAGGAGGAAGCUGCACUUAGAUUACUUGCGGAGGAUCGUGGCAAAGAUUCCUUCUAUCGAAUUGGUGAAGUUAUAAAAGGCGAUGGAGUGAGCUAUCGAUGAAUUACCGUAUUUUCAGCAUCGACAAAUUUUGUGUAAAACGAGGGAAAGAGAUAACACAAGGGUUUUUUUUUGUAUUGAUUGUUGUAGAAUUUUGGGGUAUCCGAGUUAAGUUGACAUAUUUUUGUAUUAUGUCCUAGUACUUUCUUGAAAAUCUUGAUGAGGUUUGGUUGUGGACAAUUUUUAUCUUUGUUUAAUGAAUGCAGGGGCAGAGGUAUUGGUUUGCCUGUAGAAGUAAUUUAUGG